GGCAGCCACCCCUUGCUCCACGGCAACCAUCACCUCCAGCCCGCCGCCGCCACGCUCGCUUACGCGUGGGACUACCCCUUGGACGACCACGCCGGUGGCGGCGGCGACCAGCUGGACUGCUGCUUCUCCACGGCGUCGGAGCUCAGGCGGGCUCUGGUCCGCGCGCUGGCCGAGCUCGACGCGGCGCGCGCCGCGCACCAGGCGGAGCUCCGGCGCAUGGAGUCCGAGGCCGCGCGGCUGGCCGCGCUCGUAGCGUCCGCGGCAGCCGAGCGCGACGAGCUCCGGCGGCACUGCCACUCCCUCCUACUCCUCCUCCACCACCAGGCUCAGGCGACACCGCCUCAGAGCCUCCACGCCGGCGUCCUUGCAGGAGGAGGAGUAGGAGGCGCCGCUGUCUUGGACGAACACGCGCCGGACGCCGUCGCAUGCGCCGACGACACGGAGCUGGAAAUGGCGCUCGCGCGGCGGCUGCCGGAGCAGGGCCGUUUAGUGGAGGCCGUGGUGUCGGCUGGCCCGCUCCUCCAGACGCUGCUCGUCGCCGGCCCGCUCCCGCGGUGGCGCCACCCGCCGCCGCCCGCGCCGGCCGGCGGCGCCAACAUCCCGCCGUUCAACCCCGGCCGCCUGAGCCCUCUCAAGGCCGACGCCUCAAACUCCUCGUCAGCCUCGGCGGGGUCAUCGUCGCCGGACAGCAACUGCAGCGGUGGGCCGCAGGCGCUUCCGUCGUUUGACAUGAGCCCCUUCUGCAUGUAG
Phragmites australis (common reed) is the source of this 750-nucleotide messenger RNA. RefSeq lists its product as uncharacterized. The transcript has a single exon. The record is from RefSeq and is a predicted model, not a curated record. The coding region runs from base 217 to 750 and encodes 177 amino acids. Lineage: Eukaryota; Viridiplantae; Streptophyta; Magnoliopsida; Poales; Poaceae.